Molecule: messenger RNA, 906 nt
Organism: Anopheles maculipalpis
Lineage: Eukaryota; Metazoa; Arthropoda; Insecta; Diptera; Culicidae
Exons: 4
Coding region: 1-906 (301 amino acids)
Source: RefSeq, a predicted model, not a curated record
AUGUCAACCCGAUCCCAAACCAUGCAGCAAAACAAGCUUCGUCGCUUCCAAACUGACCAGCGGAAGCUACUAAACAUCAUGAAAAGUAAGUCUGAAAAACGAACCAGCAGACAGCGAAUGCCGAAACGGAAUACCGUUGCUAUGCCGAACGAGACCGUCCUUCGCUUUAUCACGCUGGUGAAGCGCAACAGCUGCCUGUGGAAUCCGAAAAAUCGACAGUUCCGUAACAAAGCCCAGGAGGAAAAGGCCUGGAACGAUAUUGCGGAAGUGAUGGGAUUUUCCGUCGAUGAGCUGAAGGACAAAUGGGUAUCGUUGAAAAGUUCAUUCCGGGCCUAUCAGAUUAAGUUUGUUUCAGAACCGGAAAAGGCACGUAAAUGGUUUGCGUUUGAUGCAAUAAAAUUCUUGGCGACCCCCUCUAACAGUGCUGUGCGGUGCUAUGAUACAUCCAGCCCGAAUAAAGAAGAACUGGUGAUUGAAGUGUGCAAGAAUGAGGACGGUACGAUCGAUUACUAUGACGAGGAGCAUGAGGAUGGAGAAGACGAGGAAAACUCUGUAACCCUUGAGUCUUCGGAACCGUGCGAAGAACUAAAGAUGGCACAUUCCACAACCACAACCAACAGUUGUGUCCCGGAAGUCGAACCGAAGCUGCCAAUGGACGUGACGUUGGAUCGGAGCUCAAUUUUUGGACAGAGCAUUAGUGUGAAGCUAAAAUGCUUGGACCGACGGCAACAAAUGAUUGCCGAAAAGAUUAUCUCCGAUAUCAUGUUUGAGGCGGAAUUGGGCAAUCUUACUACAGAGCACGUGUGGGACAUUCAGCAAGUGUUGCGAAAUUCACAGCCUUCCGCAAUGAAACGUAUUGGAAACUAUGGAGUUAAUGAUGGGCGUAAAGAUGAGACCACUGUCUAG